Messenger RNA from Aspergillus tanneri, 2079 nucleotides. RefSeq names its product tryptophan synthetase. The record is from RefSeq and is a predicted model, not a curated record. The coding region runs from base 1 to 2079 and encodes 692 amino acids. Gene Ontology annotation, biological process: L-tryptophan biosynthetic process. Gene Ontology annotation, molecular function: tryptophan synthase activity. The transcript is spliced from 3 exons. Lineage: Eukaryota; Fungi; Ascomycota; Eurotiomycetes; Eurotiales; Aspergillaceae. Gene Ontology annotation, cellular component: cytoplasm.
AUGGAGCAUCUCAAACAAACCUUUGCCCAAUGUCAACAAGAAGGCCGUCCAGCGCUGGUCACGUAUGUGACGGCCGGAUUCCCCUCUGCGGAAACCCCGGACAUCAUGCUGGGCAUGCAAGCUGGAGGAGCCGAUAUUAUUGAACUGGGUCUCCCAUUCACCGAUCCUAUUGCAGAUGGUCCAACCAUCCAGAAAUCGAAUCUCAAGGCCCUCAAAAAUGGGGUCACCAUUACCUCCAUGUUGGAAAUGGUGCGGGAGGCCCGCCGGAAAGGGCUUCGGACCCCCGUCCUCUUCAUGGGCUACUACAACCCCCUCCUUCGCUACGGGGAGUCCCAGAUUCUGGCCGAUUGCAAGGAUGCGGGGGUCAGCGGCUUCAUUAUUGUUGAUUUGCCGCCGGAAGAGGCGAUUCGCUUCCGCAGUGAUUGCACUAAGAUGGGCCUCUCUUACGUCCCGUUGAUUGCUCCUUCGACUACAGAAGAGCGCAUGAAGGCUCUCUGCGGCAUGGCCGACUCUUUCAUUUAUCUCGUCUCACGCAUGGGGGUCACGGGCGCUACGGGGAUUCUCAACACAGAGCUUCCUGCCCUUAUUAAGCGUGUCAAGAGGCUCUCCGGCAAUAUCCCCGUGGCAGUUGGAUUUGGAAUCAGCACGCGUGAGCAUUUCCUGAGCGUGACUUCCACCGCCGACGCUGCUGUCAUUGGCAGUCAGGUGAUUAACAUCUUGGAUAACGCACCGGCCGGACAGGCGGCUCAGGCAGUUGAGGACUACUGUUCAAAAAUCACACAAAGGAAGGUCAGCCAGGAUGCAUUGACUAGUGCGACCCCCCGCGCAAUAGAAACGAAGGUGGUCGCCCAGACCGGUGACGCAGAGGCAGCGGUGACAUAUGGACCAGGAUGGUUCGGGCUUUUCGGUGGUCAAUAUGCCCCGGAGGCCCUGACGACGUGUCUCGCUGAACUCGAAGCUGGUUUCCAGGCGGCCCUCGAUGACCCGACUUUCUGGGAGGAAUAUCGAUCGUACUACCCUUACAUGGGCCGUCCAUCGAGCUUUCAUCAAGCGAAGCGCCUGACUGAUCACGUUGGCGGUGCAAACAUCUGGCUGAAACGGGAAGACCUCAACCAUACGGGAUCUCACAAGAUUAACAAUGCUCUGGGUCAGAUUCUGGUCGCUCGUCGGUUGGGUAAGACAGAGAUUAUUGCCGAGACGGGAGCCGGACAACAUGGUGUUGCGACUGCCACUGUGUGUGCUAAAUUUGGCAUGAAGUGUACCAUCUACAUGGGUGCAGAGGAUGUCUGUCGACAGGCCUUGAAUGUGUUCCGGAUCCGCUUGUUGGGCGCCUCUGUGGUCCCCGUCGAAUCGGGAUCGCGUACCCUCCGCGAUGCCGUAAAUGAAGCCUUCCGCGCGUGGAUUGUCCGUCUGGAUACCACGCACUAUAUUAUUGGAUCUGCUAUUGGGCCCCAUCCAUUUCCUACUAUGGUCAGGACGUUCCAGAAUGUUAUUGGGAACGAAACCAAGGCUCAGAUGCAUGAAUUGGGCAAGAGUCCGGACGCCGUUGUCGCCUGUGUUGGUGGAGGAUCUAAUUCCGUUGGCAUGUUCUACCCCUUCUCCAAGGACCUCUCUGUCCAGCUGGUUGGUGUGGAAGCAGCCGGAGAUGGGUUGGACACGGAAAGACACUCAGCUAGCUUGACUGGUGGUUCCGUAGGGGUGCUGCAUGGCGUUCGCACAUAUAUCCUGCAGGACCAGCACGGCCAGAUCUCCAACACUCAUUCCGUUUCUGCAGGACUAGAUUACCCCGGAGUUGGACCGGAACUGGCCCACUGGAAGGAAAGUAAGCGGGCGAUAUUCCUGUCAGUAACUGAUGCCCAGGCAUUCGAGGGAUUCCGCCUACUAAGCCAGUUGGAAGGCAUUAUUCCUGCCCUAGAAACAUCUCACGCUGUGUGGGGUGCAAUUCAGACAGCCAAAAAGCUGGGACCUGGCAAGGAUCUUGUCUUGUGUUUGAGUGGUCGCGGAGAUAAAGACGUGCAGAGUGUGGCCAAUGAAUUGCCCAAGCUCGGGCCUCAGAUUGGAUGGGACUUGCGGUUUUAA